CGCAGAGCAGUGAGGCGGGCCUGCAGCAUGUGCGCGCACGUCCGCGGCCGCUAGCUGCACACACACUCCACAGCCGGGGCCGCCCAAGAUGUCCUAACAUGGGGACGACAUCGUGGCUGCUGCACGCGGCCGCCAUCUUGCUGUCCCUGUCCCUCGUCACCGGCAGCACGGAAAUAUUCGAUGACUUCAGCGAUGGGAAGUCAGAUAAAGAAAUCCUGGAUGAGCUGCUCAGGAAGGAACGCUACGACAAGAGGUUGCGGCCUCCUGUACCAGGCAAGCUCCUGGUCAAUGUCAGUGUCUUGCUCCUCAGUCUCGCCUCGCCGGACGAGUCGAGUCUGAAAUAUGAGGUGGAGUUCCUGUUGGAGCAGCAGUGGUAUGACCCACGCCUGCGCUACUCCAACCACAGCAACUUUGAAUUCCUCAACGCCAUCCACCACAAUGAGGAAGUCUGGUUGCCUGACACGUAUUUCAUAAUGCACGGCGACUUCAAAGACCCCCUCAUUCCCGUCCACUUUGCUCUCCGCAUCUACCGCAAUGGCACUGUCGUCUAUCUUAUGAGGCGUCAUCUCAUUCUCUCGUGCCAAGGCAGUCUGCACAUCUUUCCCUUCGAUGACCCACUUUGUUCCUUUGCGAUGGAAAGCAUAUCAUACGAGCAGAAAUACAUUACGUAUGUGUGGAAAAACAGUGAGGAGACAUUGCGAAAGUCUCCCAGUCUGACCACCCUUAAUGCGUAUCUCAUCAAGAAUGCAACCACCGAAUGCGAGAAGAAGUCCAUCUGGAGAGGUAACUACAGUUGUUUGAAGGUGGAUCUGAGCUUCACUCGUGAUCGUGCCUUCUACUUCACGACAGUGUUCAUACCGGGCAUUAUCCUUGUUACCUCUUCUUUCAUUACCUUUUGGCUCGAGUGGAAUGCAGUUCCUGCAAGAGUCAUGAUUGGUGUAACAACAAUGCUCAACUUCUUCACAACAUCAAACGGGUUCCGAUCGACUCUCCCUGUUGUGUCCAAUCUGACAGCAAUGAAUGUUUGGGAUGGAGUGUGCAUGUGCUUCAUCUACGCGAGUCUGCUGGAGUUUGUGUGCGUGAACUACGUGGGACGCAAACGACCACUGCACAAUGUUGUGUACCGCCCGGGUGAAAACCCCGUAACCCAGCGACUGCCAGCAGUUCUCAGCCGAAUUGGCAUAAUUAUGGCCACUCCGCUGGUAAGACAGGUAUGCCACAGAGAAUCAGAUUCAGAGAGAGAACUUCUUUUAUUAUUGGGUGACAAAAACAAAAGGGACACAUCAGCUCCCAACGAAAUAGUCACCUGCACCAACUGUGGCCCCAACCCGUGCACACAUUCUGCCAACAAUGGCUGUGCUACUGAGGUCCGCAAAAAGGAACCACCUCAUCCCAUCAGAGUGGCAAAAACAAUCGACGUGAUUGCGAGGGUGACCUUCCCCAUUGCAUAUGCAAUAUUUCUCAUAUUUUUCUUUGUACAUUACAAAGGGUUCUCCAAUAGUUCAGAAUAAGGUAGACUGCCAGUUUGGAAACCGUGUGUUCUAUAAGAUGCUGUUGCCACAGCAACAACACAAGUGCUUUGGCAGGUAAUGGCUAAUGAGUGCUGAGCUGAAGAGUAUAAUUAAUUGGUGCUUUUGGGGAAAAAAUUGUACCCUGAAGUUUUAAUUUAUUGCUUAUCUGUGAAGUGAUCAGAGCCUCUUCUUCUUUUUUGUUGUUAAUGGACACAACAGCUACAAGAAUUGCGAUUCUGAUUUUGAAGAUGGUGGGAGACUACUGAGACGCUUGGUUGCUAUCGUAGUAACUGCUGAGACUCGCGAGAAACGUUUCAUCUUAGGGAAGUCUGUGUAAAUGACUGUUAGAUAUGUGCUCAGUGGCUUGCCUGAUGAACCGAUUGUAAACUUAACUGCCAACUAUAAUGAGACUUAUUUUGUCUUGUGGUUAGCUUCAUUACAAGAAGAAAGAAACCUAAUAGGGUCACCGUAUUUCCAACUCUUAAAAUCUGGUUGUGAGUGACACAGUUCUAUCAUUGUUGCAGGAUUGUUUUGUCUGCAGCAUGUGGUGUACAUCAAAUCACACAUUUUCUCCACUGACAUGGUGGAUUUUGUAGCUAUUUUUAUCAUUAGUGUUAUUGUUGAACGACAUUUAUGACAUGUUGAUUUUUUAAAAAAUACAUUUGAAAAUUUUUAAAAGAUCUUGACUGGUAAACUUUGAUGUUUUUGUACAUAGCAUACCAAUUUACAAACACCAAUCAUCAUAGGUAACAAUAUUCUGUUUACCAGAUUUUGAUAUAUCAGUAAUGCCUAUAAAAAUAACUACUUUCUUUAUUAUUGUGUAGACUCACUGUAGUUAACACAGAGUUUGAACAGUUUAUUAAGCUUUAAAAUGGGAUUAAGGUGAUAUAUUAGUGAUACAUUUGCAGCUUAAAAUCAGCUUGUAACCAUUCCUCAGACCAUUGAUUAAAAAAAAAUAGUAAUUUUUGAAACUUGAAUUAAAAAUCUCGAUGGCUUAGCAAGUGUUGCAAAAUUAUGGGAAGGUUUGGAGUUCAAACAUUGUUUAUCAGAUGUGAAGAUGAAUAGUUGCCAGAAAUUUUUCUGAAAUAUGUGCAUCUAAAUUACAUCUCUUUGCAGUAAAUGCACUGUUGUUAACACUGAAGGUCUGCAUGUCUUUCUGACAUUGAAGGUCAAACUAGGAAGUAGCAGUGGUAUAACUAUCAGUGGAAGUAGCUUAUUGCUAUGGGAAAUCAUUUCCCUUUCCUUGGAAACAUGAGUCGCUUCACGUUUCAUGAUAAUUCUUGAAUUAUUACAGAAUUUCAGGUUACCCUGUCACAUUCUUUUCUGUCACUAUACAGUCUGAUGAUCUGUCCUUUCACAACAGUUAAAUAUUGCAGAAAACAGUUGUGCAUAAACAAAUUUAGGGAGUGGACUGACUGUGAUAUUUGGGUUACAACAUACUUUGCAGAAGACACAGCUCUACACAUUCAUGAAAAUAAAAUUUCUUUGGUGAGGUAUAAAAAUUUUUAACACAUGAACUACAACUGAAAUUCACUAUCUUAGUUAAGCAUGUGCAUUAACAAUGAUUUUAUUAGUUCUAUUGAAAUUUAUGAGGCUCUCCACUUUUGGCUAUUUGAUGAAUGACAGAUCAAUAAUUGUUUAUGGAUGGGUGUAUUGGCUGGUGGAUGGUGUAAAAUGUCCAUACUACAUUCAUCGGACAUUAUUCAGAAAUAACCACAUUUUUAUAACAGCUUUCAUUGUAUCAUUAAAAAAAUGUUUCACAUCCACUUCUACAGUUGCUUAAAUUUUCUGCUGUAUUAAAAUUACCAGCUUGUUAUUUUUUUGUGUCUUUAAUUAAUUCAUUCAUUCUUUCUUCAUUUUUAUCCAGUGGGAACUAGUUGCCUAGUUGCUCAGAAAGAGUUUUGUGCCAGAAUUUUCUAAACAAAUAGCAUAACAGGUAUUUUGCUUACACAAAUGAAAUUAGUGAUGGCACAAAAGAGAAAGGCAGACCUUCAGUUAAAUGGUGCAGAGUAUUUCUGCAAUAAUGCAACAGAGAAGACAGUUGGAGGUAGCAGAUUCAUUCUUCUUCUUUUUUUUCAGUUCUAGACUCAUUAACAUCUUUUGUAUCGUGUUUAUGUGUGCAUCUUCAUUUUGAAGCACUGUUUCUGCUCUUUGCUGUGAGUUUAUAUCCCCAGUAUCAUUUCCAUCAUUCCAUUGUUUGAUUCUGUCAAGUGUUUUGUCAUGAGAGAGCCUAGUUAUUUGUGUUAAAUAAUAUUUUGUGCAUUGUCAUUUACCCUGUUUCAUAGUAUGUUCCUUUGUCCUGUUCUGAGUAGUUCUUCACAACUUAUGUUUAUAUACAAACAGAGGCAUAAAAUGUAUAUUUGUAUAACAUACCUGCCAGAAUAUUUUUAUUUGUAAUGUUGAAAUAUGUGAUGUGAUAUGAUAUGACAAAUGUGACAUAAUUUGUGAAAAUGUUUAUAUUGAAAAUUGUCUUUUAUCUAGAGUGGAAGGAAGCAUUGAGGUUACUUCAGGUUUUAAGCAUAUACAUCUUUGAAUAAUAUUGAGCAAAUGAUGACAGCUUUUAAUUUUGAAGUUAACUCUAUAUCAGUCUCUCUGAAGUUUGUUCCUGUAAAUUUGUGAUCAUGUCUCAGAACAUGACACCAUGGAAAAAUAUUCACACUUGUAAUUCUAGCAUGAUAGAACGGUGCUCUUGAAACAGGAGUGGAAAUAUUCUUACUACAAGUUUACUGGACAGUCUCUGGACCAACACAAAUAUUAUGUAUCCUGCACUAUUUUCAGAUCUCAGAAAGUUAUUGCACUUCUCUUGGGCUUUGAAACAAAGUAGAAGUUCACUGCUUAGCAUGUAGUCAUAGAUAGUGGAAGAUAUUUGCUUUGAGGUUUGAAGUGUUUCUACUACUUGUCAUAGCACUGAUGUGGCAAUCAAUUAAAUACAGAAUUAAAAGGAGUUAAUUAAUUGAGAUACAAAAGAUUGGUGAAACUGCAAAAAAAAAUAUUUUCUAAAUUGUACAUUUCUCAGUGAAAAGAAACAUCUGUUGUAAAUACCAUCUCAUUUAUUUCUCCAAUAGUUAUGAAAGAUGACAUUAUGCUUCAGGUUCCAUUGUGAGAAACUGCAUCCUACAUACCACAAUUUUGCGUUUAUAUAAGAUUUUUUUAGGUCUUAAAUAAAUGUUAUUUUAUUUUUAAUUUUGGACAGAAGUUGGAGCCCACAACUGAAUAAUUGCAUGAAAACAAAACAAUGUAUCUUAAUUAGAAUAUUCCAGUUUUAACAACAGAAGCCUUUCAUAGAAGUUUUCCAUUGCAGCUUCUCAUUUGUGAAAUAUAUUUCAUACUGAAAGUAUGCAUGUAUUAAAAUUGACAAUGUGCAAUUGCUUAAAUUAAUCGUAAAAAGGUUUACAAUUUUUAUAGGUUCUUAUGUAUUUACGUUAUGCUGUUGUAACCAAAAGAUCUGGAUCCCUGUAAGAAUGGCCUCACUGUUUACAUAAGUGGUUAAGAUCCAUUAGCGGCUCAUAACAGCUCUCCUCGUGUACAUUCAACAAAUAGUAUUAUUAGUAACUGAUUUCAGUCACACACACACACACACACACACACACACAAACUUAUCUAAUCCACUAAGAACAAGCACUGAAUGUUGGUAUCCCCAUAUUGUAACAUUGCCAUGGAACAAUUUAGAAUAUGUGCAACUCUUAUGGCAGAUGUUGUUUUAAAUUCAUUAUGUAGUAAAUUGAUUAUGCCUAAACUUCCUUGGCUUAACUUUAUUCAGUCUGAAGUAAUAUUCUUUUCCUACAAUACCCCUAAUACUAUGCACAUGUUGGGCAUGCUUGCUGUAUUUGUGCUGCCCAUAACAGGAUUUAAAGCAAAAGAUAAAUGUCCCACUCUAAUCACUGUACCAAGUUGUUGCUGCCAUCUUCAGUCCAAAGACUGGUAGCUUUCCAUACGUACAGUAGAGCUACGUUUCCUCAGUAGAUGUAACAGCUUGCUUUCAAGUGUUCCAAUGAAUCAAAGCUACAAUGCCAAAUGUUACAAGGACAGGUCAGUCAAUCAUCAAGACUGUUGCCCCUACAGCAACUGUUGCCACUCUUGAUGAACUUCAAAAUUAGUCUAGCUUCUCCACAGGGUGCAGGUGCACUUACAACAUGAUGGUACUCACUCCUCCUCUCCAACCCCCCCCCCCCCCCCCCCAAACUGCAAUUCUCUUUCCAAUAUCACACUGUUGAAGUGCACAUGUAUUGUUAAAAAAAAUUAGAAGUAAUGUUGCAUCUUAAGACCCAGUGUGCCAUUUACAGAACCUAUACAUUGUAAUUUGUUAGGUCUGUGUUGCUAAAGCAGUUUUCAAGCAACCAUCAUCUGGAAGCAUAUCAUAUGACUGUUUGAAUAUAUCUUAGUUCAUGUUCUGUCAUCAUCAUCGAAUCACAGUAUUUUGUUAUGGAAUUCUACUUUCUCUUUUCUUGUAUUAUAUCUUUUGUGCUGACUCCAUCUUUGUGCAUCCUUUGCAAUGUAAGUAUUAUUCCCCUUUUUUCUACGAGGAACAUAUGCCUCUUCCUUAGCACAGAUCCAAAUAUGAAACUAGUAUUAAAUUCAUACAUUUCGUUUCAGUUUUCUCCAUUAAGUGCUUUUAACAAAAAAGUCAUUUUGAAUGGGGUAUUUUUGUUUCCUUUGCGUUCAGCUGUAAAGCUCAGCGUGGCAGUUCAUAACUUGCUAUACUAUUACAGUAGAAAUGUGUGUUGUAACCACAUAAUUUUAAAAAUUAAGUAUCCACAAGUAAAAUAUCUUGCUGAACAUACUUAUCACUUAUCGGGCAUUAUCCAAUAUAUCAAUUGUGAAAACUAUCAGAAUUGUUACAGUGUCCAAAUUUACUAAACAGUAUAUAUUUGAUAGUCCUCCUUAUUAGGCUUCUCAUUCUGUUCUGUUCUGCCUAGUUACCAUAGUAUGUGACACACUUCUAAUGGUAGUAUUGCUCUUUGCAUUUAGAUUCGAUGUGCAUUGCAUGAAUGCUAAUGUGGUUUACUGACUCCUUGUAAAGCUGUUACUUAGGUCUUGAUCACUGAAGCCAUUUCUCAUUUAAUAUUCUCGUUUAAUAUUCUUCCUUUGUAGACAGAGUUUGUGUCACACUUCGUAAGAGAAGAACCUUAUCGCCUGAAAAUGGAAUUUAGUCUAACUACAUUCUGACUUUGUUUUCAUAAGUAUUAGUCUGUAGAUCUCUCCUCCAUCCCCCUUUCACCCCAUUUCUACCUCAUCAGUAAUGAUCAACAUCUGUAACUAAAUUUGAUAAGAUUGUUACUCACUUGAAGCCACUGCUCAGUUAUGGCAUAUCACACACAAACAGUAAUUCCAUUGAAUCGUGUCCACUUCUUGCAUCAUGUGUGACAUUAUUUCUAUCUAGUGUAACAAAGGCUUUAUUUACUUCUUCGUAUUCCAAACAAAGAAGCAACUGUUUCACAGGUAGUGAUGUAUUUUCUCCAACAUUCUACCAAGUGAUGUUUUGCCAACUAAAUGUUUCUCAGUAGCACACUGUCGAGGAACAUGAAAAUCCAAAUUCACUAUGAAUGACUGUUCUGUUUAUGAUUGUCUAAUUUAAUUGAUAGUUAUGAUGAAAUAAUUGAGCUGUAUCACUUGUUUGCAGACAAAUUUAUCCUGUUCGAUGUUUGCGGGUUAUUGGGUAAAUCAGUAGGGAAAUAUAAACUGAAGUCUAUGAUUGCAAAAAUCUUAUAUUUGUUACACUGUGAGUGCUGAGUAAUGAAGAGGUAUAUAAUGAAAUACACAGGAGGGCCACAGAAAGAGAGAGAGUGAUGGGAGGGCAUACAAUUUGGAAAACAUGGGUGCUUGUACACACAUUCUGACGUACAUAUAAACUUUAUGCAAUACCAGUAUCUUAAGAUAUAUUCUUUUUCUCAGAAUAAAAAUGUGUAGCUGGAGUUAGCAUAAACAAAACUGUGCAAAGUGCUCAUGUUUCAUCGCAUGUAAAUAUUUUGUUUAUAAUAUAAGAUAAACUGAUAUUUUCAUCAGUAGUCUAAUUUUGUCCUCUUCAAUAUUUGAUCAAAGUAUAUUUAUUGAAUGCAAUAGCAAAACACCGAAAACAGUUGGUAUUUUCAACAGCGAGUGACGAUAGCUGGUGUGCUGUCUUCAAAGUCACAGAGACAUCCCAGAUGAGCUUUUCAGCCUAGCCAUCAGAAAUAGAUGGUUUUCUGUAUGUCGCUUUAUAUUUUACUGAAAAUUUCCAGGUUCAGGGUUAAAAUUCAGACUGUAAUACAUUCUAUUCUAGUUGUAAUUAUAAUAUGCAACAGGUGGGCAAUGAAAUUUGUUAUUUUGUGAACAAGAAUAUUAUAUUCUGUUUGAUUACCAAAGAUACCUUGAAAAUUGUAUCUGUUUAUUUUCCAAAUACAUUCAGAGAAUGAGAUAAGUUAAAUCCCUGAUGGAUGUAAGAUGGUUGUGAUUUCACCUUAAAACACAUCUUUGAGCCUCACAGCAAAUUUCCCCAUCUCAUGGAAUGACUUAGUACUUCAUUCUGACAUAGGGGCUCCAAUAAAUUGUGGUUUUCUACAAGCCCAACAAAAUUUAGCAGUUCCAUUUAUUGUUAUACAUUUGGUUAAAUAAUAUCAU
Schistocerca cancellata (South American locust) is the source of this 8108-nucleotide messenger RNA. It is a transcript of the gene pHCl-1, whose product is annotated as glutamate-gated chloride channel. Bases 99 to 1511 code for a protein of 470 amino acids. Gene Ontology annotation, biological process: chloride transmembrane transport; signal transduction; regulation of membrane potential. Lineage: Eukaryota; Metazoa; Arthropoda; Insecta; Orthoptera; Acrididae. The transcript is spliced from 13 exons. Gene Ontology annotation, cellular component: synapse; membrane; neuron projection. The record is from RefSeq and is a predicted model, not a curated record. Gene Ontology annotation, molecular function: extracellular ligand-gated monoatomic ion channel activity; neurotransmitter receptor activity; transmembrane signaling receptor activity.